This is a messenger RNA of Racocetra fulgida, 133 nucleotides long. The record is from the annotation of a GenBank genome assembly. Lineage: Eukaryota; Fungi; Glomeromycota; Glomeromycetes; Diversisporales; Gigasporaceae.
AUGAAAUCACAAGAUGUACCUUUGGCUGAACAAACAAUAAAACAAGUUCUUGAAGAUAUUCAUCGUAAUGGAUUUGAUUCAAAACGAAUUGAAGCAGCUCUUCAUCAAACAGAAUUAGGAAAAAAACAUGUGG